Austrofundulus limnaeus is the source of this 5689-nucleotide messenger RNA. RefSeq names its product chloride channel, voltage-sensitive 2b (gene clcn2b). The transcript has 23 exons. Gene Ontology annotation, molecular function: voltage-gated chloride channel activity. Gene Ontology annotation, cellular component: plasma membrane. The record is from RefSeq and is a predicted model, not a curated record. Gene Ontology annotation, biological process: transmembrane transport; chloride transport. Bases 217 to 2847 code for a protein of 876 amino acids. NCBI's taxonomy places the organism in Eukaryota, Metazoa, Chordata, Actinopteri, Cyprinodontiformes, Rivulidae.
UUCUUUCUGAGGACUCUGUGUAUAAAAUGAAGGAGUUUAUUGUAACCGGUGUACACUCUGUAGACAGAGUUCCUUUACUGGACUCCUGUACUCACACUUGAGUCAGUCCAAUGUUUUAACACCGCGCGCACGGAGACGUCGCUGCCGGGGGUUCCUGUCACUUUCAAGCCGAAAAGCUUUCAUCCAGACGCCGGGGGGUUCGGAAGCAGCAGAACCAUGGCUGAAGGGUCAGACCAGCGAGCCCUGCAGUAUGAACAAACUCUGAUGUAUGGGCGGUACACCCAGGAACUUGGGGUGUACGCUAAGGAAGAGGCUGCUCGCCUGAGGGAAAGUGGUCAGAGGCGAUCAUUCAGUGGACAAAGCCGGACCUUGGACCUGCUGGAGUACAAGGGACGCUGUGCUAAAUGCCGCAUCUGCACGGUUCGCUGUCAGAAGUUCCUCAUCUCACGAGUUGGAGAAGACUGGAUCUUCCUCAUCCUUCUGGGACUCCUCAUGGCCCUUGUGAGCUGGGUGGUAGAUUUUUGUAUCGCCAUCUGCCUACAAGCACAAAAGUGGAUGUAUGGGGGUCUGGACAGCAACGUGUUCCUGCAGUAUCUGGCCUGGGUCACCUACCCUGUAGUCCUGAUCACCUUUUCUGCUGGCUUCACCCAGAUCCUCGCCCCACAGGCUGUUGGCUCUGGUAUUCCAGAAAUGAAGACAAUCCUGCGAGGAGUGGUACUGAAGGAAUACCUCACCUUUAAAACCUUUGUGGCCAAAGUCAUUGGCCUUACCUGUGCUCUGGGCAGUGGCAUGCCUCUGGGCAAAGAGGGUCCUUUUGUCCACAUCGCCAGUCUUUGCGCUGCUCUCCUCAGCAGGUUCAUGUCUCUGUUUGGAGGAAUCUAUGAGAAUGAGUCAAGGAAUAUCGAGAUGCUGGCAGCUGCCUGUGCUGUGGGAGUGGGCUGCUGUUUUGCUGCUCCAAUUGGAGGAGUGUUGUUUAGCAUCGAAGUAACAUCUACGUUCUUUGCUGUGAGGAACUACUGGAGAGGUUUCUUUGCAGCUACCUUCAGUGCCUUUAUCUUCAGAGUGCUGGCAGUUUGGAACAGAGACGAAGAGACCAUCACAGCACUUUUUAAAACCCGUUUCCGCCUCGACUUUCCCUUUGACCUCCAGGAGCUUCCUGCCUUUGCUGUAAUAGGUAUUGCCAGUGGAUUUGGUGGGGCUUUGUUUGUCUACCUGAACCGACUGAUAGUCCAGUUCAUAAGAAAACAGAAGACCAUCAAUAAAUUCCUCAUGAAAAAACGCCUGCUGUAUCCAGCUCUGGUCACUUUACUCAUUUCAACACUUACAUUUCCCCCUGGCUUUGGACAGUUUAUGGCUGGAAAGCUGACCCAGAAGGAGUCUUUAGUGACGCUACUGGACAACCGAACGUGGGCCAAACAGGGCAUCGCUGAGGAGUUUGAUUAUAUUGGAAGUGCUCAAGCCUGGAAACACCCAGAAGUCAACGUCUUCGUCACGCUGGUCCUCUUCAUUGUCAUGAAGUUCUGGAUGUCUGCCCUGGCCACCACCAUCCCAGUACCAUGUGGAGCCUUCAUGCCUGUCUUUGUCAUUGGGGCAGCCUUUGGUCGUCUUGUUGGAGAAAGCAUGGCUGCCUGGUUCCCAGACGGUAUUCACUCUGAUGGAUCCAUCUACCCCAUAGUGCCUGGAGGCUACGCUGUUGUGGGUGCCGCAGCCUUGUCAGGAGCAGUGACCCACACUGUUUCAACUGCAGUCAUUGUGUUUGAGCUGACUGGCCAGAUAUCCCACAUCCUGCCGGUGAUGAUAGCCGUGAUCCUGGCCAAUGCUGUGGCUCAGUCCUUGCAGCCCUCACUCUAUGACUCCAUCAUCAGGAUCAAGAAGCUACCCUACCUCCCAGAGCUGGGCUGGGGUCACCAUGAAAAGUAUAACAUUCGUGUGGAAGACAUUAUGGUGCGAGAUGUAAGGUACAUCACUCUCAACUGCUGCUAUCGAGAUCUUCACAACGUCCUGACAUCAGGCCACCUCAAGACUCUGGCUCUUGUGGAAUCAGCUGAGUCGAUGAUCCUGUUGGGCUCCAUCGAGCGUGCCCAGCUCCAAUCCCUGCUCUCCCAGCAGCUCAGUCGCAGCAGACGGCUGGAAUACAUCAAAGAGCGAGCUGCUGCCGAGAAAAAACGCCUGUCCGUGGUGUCCAACAGUGACAGUGAUGAUGGACGGCAGCGGGCCAGUCAGGAGGUCCGCUUUCAGAUCUCUACUGAGGAGUCCUCCUUCAGUCCAACUCGUCCAUCUGUCCAGAAGCCCCUUAAACCUGCACUGAAAAGACCCUUUGUUGUAGAGAGACCCACAGAACUACCCACCAGUCCACAUGAUCGUUCGAACAUUGCACUGAAGAACCUGUUCUGCAGCAGUCCAGACAUAGAAGCCCUUGAGGAUGACGAUGAUGUGGAAGAUGACAUGACUCUUAGAGAGAUAACAGAAUGGGAGGAGAAGCAGCUUGAUGAGCAAGUCGACUUCAACACCUGCAAGAUAGACCCCGCCCCCUUCCAGCUGGUGGAGCGCACAUCGCUGCACAAGACUCACACCAUUUUCUCCCUGCUGGGUCUUGAUCAUGCCUACGUCACCAGCAUCGGCCGCCUUAUUGGGGUGGUUUCCCUCAAGGAACUCCGGAAGGCCAUUGAGGGCUCAGUGACGGUGAAAGGCGUGAAGGUGCGUCCACCUCUGGCGAGUUUCAGGGACAGCGGCACCAGCAGCAGUGAGACUGAGGCCACUGAGCUCCACAAGCUGUGGGACCGUCACAAGAGUGUGUCACUGCCUGGUGAUCACACCCUGUCAGAGUCCGAUGAAAAGUCUCAGUGAGAGGCAGUGGGGAAUACAGAUCAUGGGGUAAGAGCUGGUGGAGGUCACAUUAAGGUGUUAAAGCUCCAAAGCCACAAACAUGCAUAACUCCUCAGGGCAAAGGAUUCGUAUUUAUUUGUGGAAAGUGGUCUACUGCUACACAAGCCUCUUCACCUCACCUCAGCUGGUCCUCUGCUUCCUCCAACACCACCUGUAUGUCUUCAUGACCCACUUAGUGCUUUCUCCAGGAGCCUUGCACUAACCCAGCCUUGUUCUCCGUUUAGCCUUGGGGUCCCACAAAAGAACAAACCGUUCAAGUCCUAAGCUGGUACUGGAUAUUAUUUUUAAAAAAGGGAUGUUUUUCCUUCUGUAUACUUUGAGUUCAAAUUGAGCAUUGAAUCUGCAAAAUGUAUGUUUUGAGCACGUCUUCCACUUCAGUAAUGAAACUCCCCAGUGACGACAGGGAAGAAUACUGUAAUGUAUGUAUGUGUUUAUGUGCGAAUGUAUGAAACGAGAAAAUGAGUGAGAGUAACUUUAUCUUAAAGGUUUUUUUUAAUGUCUUCAGAACACAAUCAGUGUUUUUUUUUUCCUUUGGUAUGAACAAAUCCAGUCUGAGCUGGACGGUCACUUCAGUUCAUCACUAACAAACAAAGACCCGAUAAGAACAAAUGUCUAAUUAUUGUGUUUCCUCUGUCUACCAACUCUUUGCCUCUGCACACUUGUGCAUUCAAGGCAAGACCUUAAUGGUUAUGUUGAGAGUGCAGCGCAUUGAGUGCAGCGUCUGAGGCACCUAUUGUUGUUUUUUUUAUAACAUGCACUCCUCUUGUUCUGUAGCUACAGCCUUGCGUAAUGUGAGGCAGAUGUAAAGAAAUGCAUAAUUAGCUGCUUAAGGUAUCAUCAGCCUGCUUUUAAUCACAAUUCCAGCCAAUAUUCAUCACCUUAUUUCAGACACACUGCCCAGAAGGAUGCGGUUAAGGCAGUGUCUCACUAGACUAGUUGGCGACUCAGGCAAAGUUCCAGUUUUGAGUGUUCACAACAAAGUCACCAGCAACCCACCUGGUCAUAUUUUCUUUAAACAGACCUUUAAAAUCAGAGUAUUUUCCUGUGUAUGACUUGCAAAACUGUAUCCAGGCCCUUGCACUUUACUGUAUGUUGUUGGUCACAUUGCACCCUCAGCAAUCAUCCCAAUUUAAAUCCUUAUUUAUCUGUGUAGUUUUUAGAUUAGGAUGUGUUUUUUUUUUAUUUUUUAAUUUUGUCAGGGGAGAGGUCAAAGUACAACUCUAUUUUGAAUUAGAAUUUGUCACAUUUUUUUUGUUUUGUUUUGAAUAAGCUAACUUAACUAAAGAACCACUGAGAACAAUUGUAAAUUUAAUAAAGGGAAUCUAUAACAGACUGAUUGAAAUAUUUUUAGAGAAAGUUUAAUUAGACAAAAUCCAGAAAGUUUAUCUGCUUUACUGACAAUAAAUCCUCAGCCUGAGGCUUUAAUACUUAGCACAGUUUUUUUUACAAUAUGUUGUAUUUAAUAAUUCACGUCUUCCAUAACACCUUGGGCUGGCUUGUCAGCGCUUACAGUCAGUUACAGUUGACAGAAAAACAUGGAUUUUUUUUUCUUCCACCUCUUUACUUUUCCUGACCAUUUUAUCCUUCUAACUUGGUCGCGUUGUUUCAUGUAUUCUAGGACCAGUUCAGAAUUCAUUGCUCCAGUUUUGAUGCCUUCACUCCCAACUUUGUUGCCGUGUGCAAUAGUUUUAGUGGGUUUGACGUUGCUGAAAGGCGUCUUUUCAAAGUAUUGCAGACUCUUUCAUUGAAGUGUAGGGUUGUGUAGGGUGAACCCUACAGAAGCAGCAUGACUUUGCAUGUCACAUUUAUUUUCUCUGACCAAAAUGUACCAAACAAAGUUGAAUACAUGGGAAUGAUGCUGUAGGUUUACCAUGUUGUGCCUGUAUUUUUUUUCUGGUACUCUGCAGCAUUUUCCAUUUAUCUGAUUAGUUUUAUUCAUUGCCUGAUUUUUAAACUGGGUAUGUGAUGUUUUAGUGGAGAAAUUUAAUAUAUUUAAAAUCAUUCCUGUUAUAUAAAACCCUGAUUUAAUGUCUUAACCAAUCCUUACUUGUCGACUGUUCUCUUUCUUUUUUAAGAGAAUUGAACGUGUUUUAUGUUUGUUGUAUAUUUUGUCACAUUUUGAUGAUUUAAAAGUUGAUUGUCAUGAUCAUUAAUAUUUUUUUUUUUCAUUUUUAGGAUUAUUACAUGUAUUUGUAAAGUGCACAUGCCACUAAUAAUGUUAGUCUGAUGGUUAAACAGAAGAAUCGUGACUGUGAAGUUAAUUUUGAAAACUUCUUCUCGUUCAUUCCACAAGUGCCGCCUCUUUUCUUAGUGGGGAAAAAGCAAUUGACACCAGAGUGUCUGGAGCUGGUUUUCUCCUCGUACACAUGCAGACAAGGCACUUUUUCCUCACUAAAAUGGAGACUUGAUGUUUCACAGCAGUGUGCCAUUGUCACCAUGGAAACUCCAGUGUCUGCUCACCCCGGGGACUGACUGCGAUCUACUGAUUUGUUCAUUUGUUUGUGCUUCUUAUUGAUUUUCACUAUCGUGCCAGAUCCUUUUUACACUGCUGCAGAUGUUUCGUCUCAUUUUCUUUCAGGCAGGCGUGGAGUGAAGUAGCUGUGUCUUCAUCAGUCUGAAAUAAUCAAACUGGAACUUGUAUUUUUUUUCUUGUAUUUUGAUGAUUUGCCUGUGGGUAAUCAGUUUGUGCAAUAACAGUUGAUCAUCUCAUUUUGUAACCCUGUUUUAACUGAUGACAUGAAUGAAAGAUAAUCUUAUUUUUGUAAAGAAACCUGAGAAGAGUAAAAUAGUUUUCUGAGAUCCA